AUGAGCAGCGCCGGAGAAACCACCAAGCCCCCCAAGAAGCAGCGCAGCAAGUCUGCCGCUGCUGCUGCUGCAGCUGCUGCUGCUGCUGCUGACCCGGCGUCAGCAUCGGAACAGCCGGAGGGACAGUCUGUUGCUGCCUUCUGCGUAGCAGCUGUGGAAUCAAGCAGCAGCAGCAGCAGCAGCAGCAGCAGCAGCUCAAGAGCUGCACGUUUGCUGCCUUGCUGCCGCGAGGGAUCGACUGUGGGGCAGGCCGAAUAUCUAUGGAGGGCCGACGGCACAAUCUCUAAAAUAGCUGUAUCCAGCAGCCUCACGCUGGAGACAUACUCGUUGCCGGAUGGGGUGAGCGUACAUCCGAAUUGCGGCUGCUGCUUCGCCCCUGCAGCAGCAGCAGCAGGUGCUGCUGCUGCUUUUGUAGUCGCAGGUGCAGCAGCAGGAGAAGUUGUUGCUCUCAAGCAGCGCAGCAGCAGCAGCAGCAAAUCACCUGCUUCGCCAGUGCCAACUGCACCAACUGCAGCGUUGAAGAUUGCUGCUCGUGCUGAGGUAGGAGGCCGUCUGCUGCAGCUCUUGCCGCUGCGAUUGCAGCAGCAGCAGCAGCAAGAAGAAGAAGAAAAAGAUGAAGAAGAUGAAGAGCAGGAAGAAGAAGAAAAGACACAGCACAGGGAUGCUGUCUUGGCUGUCAGUUUGCUGCUGCCGAAGAAAGGACACAGCAACAGCAGCAGCAGCAGCAGCAAAAAGCAGCCUUGCUUGUUGUGCAAGCUGCUGGAUGCCCAUACGCUGGAGGUGCUGCACACGUCUCGUGUGGUGCUGCCGCCUGCAGCAGCAGCAGCUGCUGCUGCUGCUCCCCUGCAAGUUGAGGCAAUGGCGCUGCCUCCAGCAGCAGCAGCAGCAGCAGCUGAAGCCGCUUGGCCCCGUGUACUGCUUGCUGCUGCAGCAGGAGAUGCGGGCGUGUUCUGGUGCUCCUUGGGGCUGCAAGAAGCAGCACCAAGCAGCAGCGGCAGCAGCAGCAGCGUAGACGAGGGUGUGCUGCAGCAGCUGGAGCUGGGAGGGCAGACGCCGCGGUGCAUCAGCUGCGUUCCGCCUGCUGCAGCUGCUGCUACUGCUUCUGCUGCAGCAGCAACUGCUGCUGCUGCUCCCCAGCCUGUGCUGCUGGUGGAUUCAGUUGAAGGCGAGCUGCUGGUCUUUGGUAUUGACGGCGCAGCAGGGGACCGUUUGCGCUGCCUGAAGCGGAGCCGGCGUUUGCUGCGUUCCGCUGCUGCUGCUGCUGCAUCUGCAGCAGCAGCAGGUGCAGCAGCAGCAGGCGGAAGUAUCGCGCUGUCUGCGAGGUGCUGCAUGGAGUGGAGUGCAGCACCAGCAGCAACAGCAGCAGCAAAGGGAGACGCGGCUGGGAGCUGCUGCUGCUGCAUGUUUUUGCUGCGGGAUUUGCGCUGGCUGACGCCUUUGGGCUGUACGUACACCGUAAAUGUCUCUUCGCCAGCUGUGCACUCGGUGCGCGCCUUAUGGAAUCCAUCACUGCAGCAGCAGCAGCAGCAGCAGCAACGGCUGCAGCCACUUCCGCUGCUGUGGGAGUGCGAAGAGAAGGCUUUUCUUACCCGCUGCUACGCACAAGCACCAUGCACAGCGGCAGCUGUUGGCGGCUUUGCAGCAGCUGGCGUCGUUCGCAGUGCUGUAGUGGAGGUGCAUAAGCAGUUGCUGCAGCAGCAGCUGCAGGGCCUCAGCUCGCAGCAGCAGCAGCUGGCUGAGCAGCUUCUGCUGCUGCCGGCGUCGCGUGUCAGUGCAGAUUUGCUGCAGCAAACUGCUGCUCCCUUUUUAGCUUCGCGACAAUCCAGGCGCCAGGCUGAAGAGACGAUUUGUUUGCUGCUGCACAAACACAUUUUGCUUCCUCACCGCGCGCUGCUGCAGCUGCUGAUACACUGCGACUUCAAAGUUGCUGCAGCUUGCACUUUCUGCUGCCCAGCCUUGCGAGAAGAAGAUGCAGCGCUGCUGCUGCAGUGGAGGCCUCAGCUGUUGCAGGCGCUGCUGCAGCACGCGCAGCACUUCAGGGCUUCAGUGCUGGCAGCAAGUUUGCUGCAGCUGCAGACGCAGCAGCAGCAGCAGCAGCACCAAAACGUUGUGGAGCAGGUGCUGAGACAGCUGAUUGAAUGGCUGCAGCAGCAACACUGCAGCGGUCUAGAGUCGGACCAGCACACGGAACUCGAGGCUCUGCAGCAGCAGCAGCAGCAGCAGCAGCAGGAAGAAGCGCCAGCAAUACCCCUCCCUGUUCUGCUUGACGUUUCCUGCGGAUUUGUUGAUGCGUUUCUGCCUGCGAGUUUGUAUCCGAGUGUGGAGCGGCGAGAAGCAGCAGAGCUGCAGAAGGUACGCGGUUUGCUGCUGCUGCUGCAGCAGCAGAUUGAUUUGCUGCUGCAGCAGUUCAAGCCACAAGAGGAGCAAAAGCUUGAAGGGAAACUGUUGGGGGCGCUUACAUCUAGACUUACCCCUCAAGAGCUGCCUGAUGUGCGUUUUGCUGCAGCGGGAAAGAGCCAACCAAGAGGCCCUCUUCCACAUUUCUUCUCUGCGCCUGUGAAGGCAGCAACUGCAGCAGCAGCUGCAGUAGGAGUUGCAGCAGCAGUGACAGUAUCUGCACUAGCUGCAGCAGCUGCAGCUGCAGCAGCAACGACAGUAGCUGCAGUAACUGCAGCAGGAGCAGGAAGAGGCGGCGCAGCCGCUGCAGCAGGAGCGGAAAGCAGUGUAGCAGCUGCCGCGGAAGCGAAACGCAUUGCAGCAGCUGCAGCAAUAACGGCAGCAGCAGCAGCAGCAAUAACAGCUGCAGCAGCAUUUUGA
Messenger RNA from Eimeria acervulina, 2817 nucleotides. RefSeq lists its product as hypothetical. The record is from RefSeq and is a predicted model, not a curated record. Lineage: Eukaryota; Apicomplexa; Conoidasida; Eucoccidiorida; Eimeriidae. Bases 1 to 2817 code for a protein of 938 amino acids. The transcript has 10 exons.